GUGCGCCAGGGCUGAAGCGGUGCCGGAGGAGUGGCCACGACCCAGCACAGGAUGCAGAGCUUCCUGACUCUGCUGAAGGAGCAUGAGGACACCCACGCACCCCCAGCAGAGCUGGUAACCCUUGCAGGCAGACUGUGCCGAGAUUUCCAGGAUGACCUUGCCCAAGUGCAGCCUUUGGUCGCAGCCAUUCUGGACAGCCCCCUCCGCCUGCACCUGCUGGACAAUGCAGAUGUGGCCCUGGCGUGUGCUCGUGUCCUGGACCAGCAGGAGCAGCAUCAGGCAGCUUGCCGGCUCCUGGAGGGGUGCCAGGUGCCAGGAGGCAGCCAGGAGCUGGUGCAGCUCUGGAACGACAUCCACUACCAUCUGGUCAUGAGGAGGCUGGGCGUGGCUGCGCUCACCCCGGUGCAGAAGUUCCGCUGCAGGAAGAGGAACCCUCCGCCCCCCUCCCUCUGCCCGGAGGGGCUGAAGAGCCGGAACUUCCCCAGAGAGGUGCGUGAGAAGCUGCACAAUUUCGCUGUGAGGGUGAACACCAACCCCAGCAAGACUGAGAGGGAGAACUUGGCAUUGGAGACAAGCUUGACCCCUGAGCAGGUGUACAACUGGUUUGCCAAUUACCGGCGCCGCCAAAGAGCCCUUCCCCAGCACAUGGAGCCAGCCCAGCAGGCCACAGCUGAAGACCCUGGUGCAAGGGAGAGGGGUCCUGACCUCCUGCAGCCCUCAGGCAACCCCCAUGUUGACUCUGGGUUUGUGGACAGGCCUCAGUGGUCAGAGGAACGUGAGGAAAAGGGGCCUCCACAGUCCCCACAGACCACCCAAGGACCAUGGGAGCCACUGGCCUUAGCCCCAGCCUUUCCUGCAGAUGAGACAGUCUCAAAGCCACUGGAUGUCAGUGGCUAUCCCCAGAGCGUGCAGUUGGAGGAGGGUCUGGGCACAAGCGGUGGACAGACAGAGCUACGGGUGGGCAGCUUCUUGGUGACACAGCCCCCACUGCAAGCUCCUGAGUUCAUCCUCACCCAGAGCCCUCUGGAGCUGGCCCCAGCCCCAUCUGCCUUCCCCGGCCCUGUGUCUGCCAUGGAGCUGAGCCAGGCCCUGCCCUCCAGCCAGGUGCAGUGUUCCAACAGCCAGGCCUCUGGUGAUGCCUUCUGGGGAGCCAGGAUGCUCCUUGAGUUUUCAGGGGGCAGCCUGGGCUGAACUCUCCUCAGGAGCCAGGCGGCACCCCAGGAGAAGCAGGUGUGGAUGGUCUGGCUGGUCAACACAAGGAGUUGCAGAGCUUUAUCCUGAACACAAAAUGAAGGUCCCUAGAGUUCCCCUGGGGGCUCUGCUGAAAAGCAUUGAUUCUUUCCCACUGCCAUGUUUGAAUAGUUGGGUUGGCAAUUCCCUGUAGUUGAGAAAUGUUCAUGGGAUCAGAAGUCAAAGGUGUCCCACUCAGGCAGCUCUGGAUCAGUCAGGCUCCGGGGCACUUGUGGGCAGAGAAGGCCAUUCUAGAGAGGGGAGUGUUCCGCUGCUGGCUGCCUUGCCAUCUGCCCAUGCACAAGGCCAGACUUCUCCACCAAGUUAACUGAGUGAGGUAUGAGGAGUGUCCUGAGAUUUCUGUGUGUAGGGACUUCGAGUACUGGGAGGCAGACCCGUCUGCGAAUGGCCCAGGCAGGGCAGAGUAGGCUGCGUUUUCCCUUCAGGUUGUAAUUCACUGUGUCUAUGACACAAAUGUUGUCAAUUAAAGUUUAAUGUUUUGAACUCCCUUGUAUUCACGUAACCAUGUAUCCUGGGCAUCUGUCCAUGCCAAAGUACAGAGAUGAACAUCAGCCUUUCCACCCGGGGCCAGCGUUUCAUGAUGUGGGUGAACAUUAAUCAUGCAGCAGUGUCCGACAGAUGGACAUCUGGAUGGUUUCUAGUGCCUGUUUUAUAUGCAGCAUUUGGGUGGGCAGCCCUGUCCUCUGCCCUUUGCCCUUCACCUGGUUAUUAUUAGGAUAAAUUCCUGGAAGCUGAAUUUCUGGGUCGGUUAUGGUAGCCCUAGGUGUGGACUGUGGGUUUUGGAGUGUCUGUGACCGACCUUGUGCUCACCUGGCCACGUGCCCAUCUCAGGGGAGAGCCACAAGUGGUCUGGGCUGAGGUCAAUAGCCCUUAACCCAGAGAAUUCAGACUCUGGCCCUGCUCUCAGGAGCUCCCAGGCUGCCCUGUGAGAGACAGGAGCACAAAUACCAACCUUCCUGUGGGGUCAUGGGUGGAACAGGAGGAGGAGCCAUGGCUGGGAGAUCUGACGGUGGGGGUCGGGGGAACAGGAGAAUCUUGACGGAGGUUGGAGAAGGGUAUUGUGAUAGGAAGGGAAUGAAGUAGUGUGGCAAAGAGAACAGGGGCUUUGGUAUCUGGCGACCAUUGCAUUGCUCACCUGUGGCCCCAUGCAUCCCUGGCAAUCCCCAGGCCUGGAGAAGCAGGAGGGCACUGGGACCAGCUUCCCAGCCAUCCUGAGUUUGAAGAAUGUGCUGCCAGCAGGGUGGUAUGGAGUGGAGGGCACAGCUGCUUGCCUACCUGUCGCAGGAGAACUGGCCCCCAUGUUCCCUACAGGCCGGCUCCCCCAGACUCAGAGGGCAGAAGCAGCGGCAGUGACUACUGUGCCUUGGGCUGCUAUGGGAGGCACCACCCUUUGGCCCUCCCAGGAAACACACAGAGCCUGGGCCUAACCCAGCCCUGGGCUGGGGCCUUUCCUGCAACCAGCAGGGCCCAGAGACCCAGCAAAGAGGCACUGGGUGCUAGCUGGUCACAGCCAGAGGCCCAGGCUGCACAAGGAUCUCCAGGGCAUGUUGUUCCCUCCUGUCCUCAGCAGGUCUGUCCUGAACGUUCUAGAGUCCUGACUCAGCUGUAUCAUGUCCCUUCUAGAGAAAACGGACUAAAGUCUCUGGAGCCAGCCCUUGGCUAGGACUGGACCUCCUGAAAGGGGAUCCCUAGCAGUGGCUGCAGGUCCUGCCAGGAUGGAAGCUGGAGGCUCCUCACUGUCUCUGUUCACCUGUGAGGAGCUGCUACCCACAGGCCCUUCCUUCCCGUCUCCUUUCUGGCUUUAUCCCUGGCCUCUGUGACAAUGGCAUGUGGCCCCACAGCCUGUUCUGCCCUCACCCCAUUAAAGGACCAGCUUGAGUCCAGUGGACACAGGUGAGGCACCAUAACCAAGUGGUGUGACCCCUUUCUGUGCCUUCCUGAGGCACCUGUCUAGAGAAUGAAGGGACAUAAUGGCUGUUCCAGUGGAUUGACGGCUGGGAGGAGGGGCCAAGAGAGGUAUGAGGGGUGGGGUUUGACCAGCCCUGGGCUUUCUGGACCCCAGGGACAGCAAGGUGGGGGCUCAGGGCAGCUCCAGUGACAGCAAGGUGGGG
Cercocebus atys (sooty mangabey) is the source of this 3362-nucleotide messenger RNA. RefSeq names its product anomalous homeobox (gene ANHX). The transcript is spliced from 9 exons. Gene Ontology annotation, cellular component: transcription regulator complex; nucleus. The record is from RefSeq and is a predicted model, not a curated record. Bases 52 to 1191 code for a protein of 379 amino acids. NCBI's taxonomy places the organism in Eukaryota, Metazoa, Chordata, Mammalia, Primates, Cercopithecidae. Gene Ontology annotation, molecular function: RNA polymerase II cis-regulatory region sequence-specific DNA binding; DNA-binding transcription factor activity, RNA polymerase II-specific. Gene Ontology annotation, biological process: regulation of transcription by RNA polymerase II.